AUGUUGCACGGUUGGCCCGAAAGUUUUGCAUACUUCUACGACAUUGUACCGCAGCUGACGAGCGGAAACGGCGACGUAUCGUUCGAAUUGAUAAUACCUUCUUUGCCCGGACAUUUCAUGUCGGAUCCAAUGAAGGAUAGGGCAACGGUUCAUGUGGCAACGCUUUUCAAGAAUUUGAUGAAGCGCUUGAACAUCGAUAGGUUUUAUGUAUUUGGGCAAGGGGUUGGAUCAUUUAUUGGCACGGAUAUGGCAAUUUUAUAUCCGGAUAAAGUUAUGGGAUUGUAUAACACCAUGUGUAUUACAUUGUCGAGUUCACCAAUUGCUUUGGCUUCAUAUAUUUGGAAUAUCAUAUCUGUAGGAACUGAUUUAGAAGAGUACAAUAACCAAUUAUUUGGUGCGCUUCAAAACAUGGAUGAAGAAAAACUAAUCGAUGUUGUUAUGUUAAUGACAAUCUCUCAGAGUACGACAAAUUCCAUCAGAUCUCUCCAACAGUUUGUCCCUAUGCCACUCUACCAGUAUCCUAUAAGCACCAAGGUUCCAUGUUCUUGUCCCAAAUUUACCAAACAAAUAUUUUAUCAAGCCUCUUGGAUAUACAAGGAUAAGUUCACGAAUGUAGUUCAGGCUACCAAUUUUCAAGAAUGGGGACACAGGAUGUUAUUGCAAACUGAUAAGAGCAGUGGUUUCCAAACUUUAAGUAACUAA
This is a messenger RNA of Nicrophorus vespilloides, 702 nucleotides long. Its product is annotated as juvenile hormone epoxide hydrolase-like. NCBI's taxonomy places the organism in Eukaryota, Metazoa, Arthropoda, Insecta, Coleoptera, Silphidae. The record is from RefSeq and is a predicted model, not a curated record. Bases 1 to 702 code for a protein of 233 amino acids. Gene Ontology annotation, biological process: epoxide metabolic process. Gene Ontology annotation, molecular function: epoxide hydrolase activity. The transcript has 4 exons.